Molecule: messenger RNA, 1458 nt
Organism: Dictyostelium purpureum
Lineage: Eukaryota; Evosea; Eumycetozoa; Dictyosteliales; Dictyosteliaceae
Exons: 4
Coding region: 1-1458 (485 amino acids)
Biological process (GO): protein polyglycylation
Molecular function (GO): protein-glycine ligase activity, initiating
Source: RefSeq, a predicted model, not a curated record
AUGAAAUUAUUAUUGGUAUUAAUCUUAUUAAUUAGUUUUGUUGUUAUUUUUAUAAAUUGUUCUCAAACACCAGAAACAACCGAUAUUAAUGAUGAAAGUUAUCAAGAGAAAUAUAACAAAUUAAAGGAGGCAUUGAAAAAUAGAAAAAAACAUUAUAAAAUUGAUCAAGUUUUAUCUAAUCAUACUUUAAUUAGAGAUGCUUUAAAUGCCAGAGGAUAUUCAGAGGUUAAAAAAUCUAGAUCCUCAAAUUUAAAAUGGAGUUGGAGUUGGGAUAUGUUAAAUCCAUCAUCACCAAACCUAAUUGUUAAUCAUUUCCCAAAUCAUAAUGAAAUUGGAUCAAAAAAAGGUUUAACAACAAAUCUAAAUAAUUUAUAUCAUAGAGAUCAAUCACUUAACAGCCAUAUAUCUACAAUUUUCCCAAGAUCAUAUGAUCUUUCAAAUUUACAACAAAAAGAAUCAUUUAUUAGGGAUUUUAACAGGGGUAAUUCAAAAUUAAUUGGUAUUAGUAAUCAAGAUUUGUUAAUUUCAGAGAAUAAUAACUAUAUGAUAAAUGAAAUUCAAGAAGAAGAAAAAGAUAAUGAUCCUAAUUUAACAGUUUAUCCACAACAAAAACAUAUAGAUGGUAAUAAAAAUAUUUGGAUAGUUAAACCAUCAUCACAAGCAAGAGGUGUUGGUAUUCAAAUCUUUACUAAUUUAACCCAGUUAUUAGAAUAUACCAAGCAAGGAAAUGAUGAAUAUAUUGCACAGAAAUAUGUAGAGUUACCAUAUACCAUCAAAAACACAAAGUUUGAUAUAAGACAGUUCGUUUUAGUAAAAAGUUUAAACCCACUGGUUAUUUUCAAAUUAAAAGAAUGCUAUUUAAGAUUUUGUUCAGUCGAAUACUCCACAGACAACCUAAAUGAUAGAUUUGUUCAUCUUAGCAACUUUCAAGUUCAAAAAGAAUUUUUAAAGGAUAAUAAAACUCCAUUUCCAGAGAAUCAAUGGUCAUUAGAUUUAUUUAAAAACCAUUUAAUGGAGGAGAAUAAUGGUAAAGAUAUUUGGAGGGAAAGUUUAGAUGAAAAAAUAAAAAAAUUAAUUAUUACUACAAUUAAAAGUUGGCCUAAUAAUUCACAGAAUAAAGGUUCAUUUGAAUUAUUAGGAUUUGAUAUUUUACUAAGCAAAGACUUGGAGCCACUAUUAUUGGAGGUUAAUACUAAUCCAGGGUUACAUCUUUUAACAGAAAACGUAAAAAUACAUCAUAAAAUUGCAAUAGAAGAUCUUUUCAAAGUGGUUCUUGAUAAUGCAGAUAAAUGGGAAAAAGAUAAUAACCAAUAUUGGAUUAAUGAUUUAUCGAAAGAAGAAAAAAUUGAACAUUUUGGACAAUGGGAACCAAUUUAUAUUGGGGACUAUGACCCAUCAGUUAAACCAUUCGAAAUUGUAAAAAUGCAGUCUAUUAAAAAAGUUAAUAAAGAAAAUUAG